Molecule: messenger RNA, 9383 nt
Organism: Gigantopelta aegis
Lineage: Eukaryota; Metazoa; Mollusca; Gastropoda; Neomphalida; Peltospiridae
Product: large neutral amino acids transporter small subunit 1-like
Exons: 10
Coding region: 418-1869 (483 amino acids)
Biological process (GO): amino acid transmembrane transport
Cellular component (GO): membrane
Molecular function (GO): L-amino acid transmembrane transporter activity
Source: RefSeq, a predicted model, not a curated record
AACUCAGGGCGCCUGUGACUGUGAGUAACGAAGAACUCUCAUAACAUAAAGGGAAACAACUCUAUCAGACUAUUGGCGGGUGUUUCAUCAUCACUUGUUUCAAGAGAAUUUUGUUUCGGAGACAUACUGUGUUGUUUUUAUGAAGAUUUUGCUGUUUACAUUGUGUACGAGUGUACCGAUCUGGCCUUGUGUAAUGCAGCACCAUCAGAACAGAACAGUUUGUUAAUUUUAGCAGGAUUAGUUUUGUAAACAAUUGGGCCUACAGAGUACAGUUGCCGAGUUGGAAGCACGUGGUUUUUUGGAACCGGGUUUUUCAGACUAUUUGCUUUGUUAAAUCUAUUGUCAACUCAAAAGUCCGCCAAUUGAGUUUUAUUACAAAUCCACAUUUACUGUUGUAAUUCUGCAAAAACUGCCAACAUGUCGGAAACAGCGGGACCAGAGAAAGUGAUGCAAGAAAAAGUGGAACUGAAGAAACAGAUAACUUUAUUUCAAGGAGUAUCAAUUAUUGUUGGUAUCAUUAUAGGAUCAGGGAUUUUCGUGUCGCCGGUGGGUAUUUUAAUGCACACGAAAUCAGUGGGGUCUUCUUUAGUAAUGUGGGCCGUGUGUGGAGUUUAUAACACACUAUGUGCUCUGUGUUACGCUGAACUGGGAGCCUCCAUGCCACAGUCAGGUGGAGAGUAUAUUUAUAUCAAGCGUGCGUUUGGAGACUACCCAGCAUUUGUGUGUCUAUGGAUUAACUUUCUACUGAUUUGCCCUGUGGGUAUAGCAGCAUUGAGCCUCAUAGCAGCGUUGUACAUCCUGCAGCCUUUCUUCCCAGACUGCGAAGUACCUGUGUUAGCUCAACGUCUAAUAGCAAUUUGCCUAAUAUGUUUCCUCAUUGCUGUGAAUAUGAGAAAUGUCAAAUGGGCCACCAGAUUGCAGGUCUUCAUCACCACGAGCAAGCUCAUAGCUCUGGCUAUUAUUAUUAUUAUCGGGUUUAUAUAUUUUGGUAAAGGAAGCACAGAGAAUUUUUCGGACGCUUUCUCUGGAACAGACUACUCUGCAGGAGCUAUGGCUCUCUCAUUCUACUCCGGCUUUUGGGCGUACAGUGGAUGGAGUUACUUGAGUUUUUUGACAGAAGAGUUGGUGAAUCCAAACAGGAAUCUCCCACUGGCUAUUAUGAUAUCGAUGGGCAUUGUGACAUCUGUAUACCUCAUUGCCAAUGUUGCAUAUCUUGCUGUGCUAUCACCUCAGGCCAUGCUGCAGUCAACUGCCGUUGCUGUCACUUUCGCCAGCUACACGAUGGGAGUUAUGGCAUGGAUUAUGCCAAUUCUUAUUGCAGUCUCAGUGUGUGGAACAAUGAAUGGAACGUCUCUUUCUAUGUCUCGGUUAUUCUUCAUUGGUGCACAGAAUAACCACAUGCCACUGUUCAUGUCGAUGAUUCACGCCACGUACCUGACACCAGCAGCUUCACUUCUAGUUAUUCUUAUACUGGUGAUAUGUUUCCAGUCAUCAAAUGAUAUCUGGUUUCUUAUUGAAAUGGAAGGCUUUGGUUUUGCUACUGUCUUAACGAUUGUGUUUGCUGGACAGGCUUAUUUAAGAUGGAAAGAACCCGACCUCCAUAGACCAAUCAAGGUUCCAGUAGCACUUCCAAUAACUUUAAGUGUUAUCACAUUUGCCAUUGUGAUACUAACAUUCUACCAGAAACCUCACGAGAGUAUUAUGGCCCUGCUGUUAGUGGGUGUUGGGACUUUACUGUAUCUCCUAGGAAACCGAUGGACCAAGAAACCAAAGGAGAUUCAGAACAAAAUAGAUUCUAUUAACAAGUUUAUCCAGAAACUGUUGAUGGUUCUACCUCAGGACAACCCAAACAAUGUCAAAUGGGAUUAGGACUACAAAAUGACAAUUUGACAGUUGUAUCUAUUUUUAUAACUAUCACACCCUAUCAUAUCUCUUGUGGCUAUCAUCUACAGCUGUUAAUGUGUGCAUGAGCACUCAGUACAGUAAUUAUUGAUUGGCUGUGCACUUUCCAUAUUUGAAACAAUAAGAAUAAUUUACUUGGUAACAAUAAUCACAAAUUUUGUCUUUUUCUCGUGAUCAAAUGAAAGUUACAACAAAAUAUACCCCAUAUCAGUCAUCAUGUAAAAUGGAUCUUUUUUUAAAAGUCAAUAAUUUCUUAAAAAAGGAAAAGGAAAACUUGAAAGUUACAAAAGAAUAUACCCCAUAUCAGUCAUCAUUUAAAGUAGAUUUAAAAUAUAAAAAAAGUCAAUAAUUUCUUAAAAAAAGAAAUGGAAAACUGUUGAAAGUUACAACAGAAUAUACCCCAUAUCAGUCAUCAUUUAAAGUAGAUUUAAAACAACAAAAAAGUCAAUAAUUUCUUAAAAAAAGAAAAGGAAAACUGUUGAAAGUUACAACAGAAUAUACCCCAUAUCAGUCAUCAUUUAAAGUAGAUUUAAAACAAAAAAAAGUCAAUAAUUUCUUAAAAAAGAAAAGGAAAACUGUUGAAAGUUACAACAGAAUAUACCCCAUAUCAGUCAUCAUUUAAAGUAGAUUUAAAAUAAAAAAACAGUCAAUAAUUUCUUAAAAAAAGAAAUGGAAAACUGUUGAAAGUUACAACAGAAUAUACCCCAUAUCAGUCAUCAUUUAAAGUAGAUUUAAAAUAAAAUAAAAGUCAAUAAUUUCUUAAAAAAAGAAAUGGAAAACUGUUGAAAGUUACAACAGAAUAUACCCCAUAUCAGUCAUCAUUUAAAGUAGAUUUAAAACAAAAAAAAAGUCAACAAUUUCUUAAAAAAAGAAAUGGAAAACUUGAAAGUUACAACAGAUAUCAGUUAUCAUUUAAAAUGGAUUUAAAAAAAAAGAGUCAAUAAUUUCUAUAAAAAGGAAAAGAAAAAUUGUUGUGGAAAUAACAUAUAUGUUAUAUACUGUAAAUGAUACAGUAAAUGAGGCUGGUACAGCAUGUAGAUGUGUUAUUGGUUGUAAUGAGUCUGGCCACUAAGUAUAUUUAAUAAGUUUGGCUUUUACGUUAACCAUAAAUGAUACAGUAAAUGAGACUGGUACAGUAUGUAGUAUGUAGUUAUUGGUUGUAAUAAGUCUGGCCACCAAGUAUAUUUAACGAAUUUGGCUUUUACGUAUAGGCCUACCGUAAAUCUUUGAACAGAAGCCCAGGCUUUUUUUCUCUUUUUUUCAUGACACUCUUGAGACCUGGUCUAUAUUCAAGCCAGGUUAUUGUAUUGUUUUCCAUGCAAAGGUUUCUAACAUGAUCUUAUUGUAAGGUCAUAUUCUAAAUCAGUCUUCCAAACCUGUUUUGUACAUGGAUAAACCUCUUAGCUCAUUGAGAAAUGAAAAAUCCUCCUUCUUUCCUGUUCUUGUCAUGUGGUUGUAAGCUUCGGACAUUAUGAAAUGGAAAUGACAUGUAUAACCUCAUUAACCUGACAAAGCUACAGUAACAGAAGUUGGCCUUUAUAGAAGGCAGGCCUCUAUUCAAAGAUUUCCCGUAUUAUUGUUGUGACAUUGGGUUGUUUUGUUUCUCUCAAACAAGAGGUUGCAUACUAUUGGUAUUUACUAACACAAUUCUUUACAGAUUUUUUUCUCUUUUUUUCAUAAACAGAUAUAGGUGCUAUUUGGAACAUGUCUUUUUUUAAUCAGAUUUAACAGUUACAACUUCGAUUAAAUUUAUCACAUUAGUAAUAUGUACAAUUGCUUGAAAUAUAUAUUUUUUGGGUUCCAUUAUUGAUUCUGCAUUUAGUAAAUGUAUUUCAAUUGUUGUUGUAGAGGACUAGUUGGAAUGGGAAAAAAAUAGUGGGUCAAUCCGUUGACCCAUCACACUCAAGUUUUAAAGGAACAGCUUCUAUAUUAUAUAAUGGAUUUUUGUUUCAUAUUAAAUGUUUUAAAUUUAUCAGUGACAAUUUUGGUUACCACAGCAGCUGUAUUAUAGGACAAAUUAAAUUUACAUGUUUAUUGACCAUUAUUCAAUAUGGUUUCAAAAUCCAUGAAUUUUUAAAACUUAAUUAUGCAAUUAUAGUACAUUAAAGUAGCAUGUUUAUUUGUGCAUUUGCAGACACCGGUAAAAUCCCACACAAUGAAAUAACAUAGUGUGUCCAUUUAUUUGAUGCCGAGUGCUAAUACUGUUUUACCGACCAGUGGCCUAAUUCACAAAGUUCUCUUAGGCUCUGCUAGACAACAAAGCAUCCUCUUUGCAAGUCUUUUAGCAUUGCACUGCAAGAGUUUAGUGAAUUAGGCCCCUUAUUAUGUAACAAUACAUGUAGGUAAGGGAAUGCAUACGGAAAUGUCUCCAGAAACACACAAGUGGAUUUAAAUUGUGUUCGUGUCCAUGCCCGCAUAAGUUGAUCAAGUUGAUUUUGAUCGCAUCAUGCAAAAUUUUUUAAUUUGGUCUUUAUCUUUUCAACAUAGUUUUAUGUUUUCUGUUUUUGCAAAAGGUUUGUUUGUUCAGUGCUGAUGUAUGUAAAUUAAAAUUUGGCAGAACUGUCUUGUGAUUUAAGUAAAUAUAUAUUUGUGGAAUGUGUAAGGUACAGCACUAGAUGGAACUGUCUCAUCUUUGUUUAUUUUAUGACUGUUUUAUUGUGUCGUAUUAUUCUGUUGAUCGUUUUGCUUUUAAUGUAAGAGUUAUAAUGACAUUAUAUAAAAACUAUUUUUAUUUAAUUUUUAUCUGUAAAAUGUAAUACUGUGUAUUAAAUGGAAGAUAAAUAACAACAUAACUGUAAUAUUGGCACCAUCAUGUAUAUAGAUUGUUGUGUUCAUUAUGACAGACAUGUUUGUCACUUUAUUUAUUUUACAUAUCUUAACUUGAUUACAUUAAAAAUAUGAUGAUUGUUUUUAUUAUAUUAUUUUAAAAGAUAUACCGGUAAUAAUUAUUUAAAAUUAUGUCAAAGAGUAUGGAGUUUCAGGGUUAGGGCUAACUUCUUUUUUGUCUAUAGUGGUAUGGUUUGUUUAUGGCACAGUAUUGAGAAAGGGUAGCAGAGUUUCUUCUGUUAUGGUAUAGCAAGACAUUUUGAAAUAUAGGUAGCUUAAAGCAUGAUUUUAUGGCAUCUGAAGCCACAAAUAUUGGUUUUAUUUUUUAAAAACAAUUAUUAAUUUAAAGACAAAAGUUAUAUUGUGAGAAAAUGUCUGCCCACAUUCCUGCUAGCAUAGCCCAGGAGUAAACUUCAGAUGUGACAAAUAAAACAUAUUUAAUCAGUUGAUUACAAUACAAUAUGAUGUUACAGUAUAGUGCUAUAUCAAUACUCAAAUUUACUGUUUAGUUUUAAGUUCUGUCUCGGUACAAAAAAAAGCAUUAAAAUGUACAUACAUUUCACACCUUUUCUUUAUGAAGUGACUUAUUAUUAUUGUUACAAGGUAUCAUAUCAUGCAGUCAGCUCUCUCAUAAUUCUAUUCUUAAUAUGAGAGUAUAAAACCUAUAUCUUACUAAUCUAUUAUUUGAAAUUUUAGAUUAUUAGCUGUUGAAAUAUAUUCAAAUAGUCUUGUAAAUAGAUUGUUAGCUGUUUUAGAUUAUACACCCUAUUAAUUUUAAGAUUUAUGAUGAAAUAACUGUAUGGGUUGACAUACAAAUUUGUUUUUAUCAUUUGCUGAGUAUCUGAACAUAUCGGGCAAGGUUUUAAAAUUUUAUUGUUGUUAACUAUCAGAAGGAUGUAAAUGUUUCCAGGUGACGAGUAAAAUAUACACCUGAAAAUUAAUUAAGCACCAUUGAGUUUUGAACAUGUGGCUUGUACUUCGCAUAUAAUUGUAGCCAUUUCGUUGACAUGGAUACAAAACACUGAAAUUAACGUGUAUAUACAGAGACUAUUGACACGUGGCACUGUCGUUACUUCAGUAUUUAAUGUAUUCUAGAAAAAAACACAGAAUACAUAAAUAUGCAUGAAAAUGUAUGGUAAAUAGCUAUGGAGCUGGAAUCACACUGAUGUGCUUCUCAUACGUGAUUUAUUCAUGCCAUCUCGGUAAAUACCCAGCAGAUACAGAAUAUAUUAAAUCUUUCAGUAUAUAAUUUUUAAACCCAGUCGGCAUGGGCAAUUACUUCUAGGUGCCUUUUAGGCAGUUGUACAAUUCAAGUAGUGCUUAAUUAAUUUUCAGGUGUAUUUUUCCAAAUUGCAAUUCCAGUAUGACUGCAGAUAAGUCUAAAGAAAGGGCCACUUAUCCAGCUGGACUAAUUUAAACUGCUACAUUACAAUUUAAAGUGGAAGGAAAUGUAGGGAUGUCUACUAUAUCUGAUGCAUUUUUCCUUUAAAAAAAUUCAAUUGAUAUCAUCCAAAAUAACUUUAGUUCUGUUCAUGUAGGUAAGAUUGUAAAACUACAUGUUGACUGAUAUACACUUGACUUGAAAAUACACACUGUCCUGACUUAGAAACACACUGUCCUGACUUGAAAACACACACUGUCCUGACUUGGAAACACACACACUGUCCUGACUUGACAAUACACACUGUCCUGACUUGGCAAUACACACUGUCCUGACUUGGCAAUACACACUGUCCUGACUUGAAAAUACACACUAUCCUGACUUGGAAAUUCACACUGUCCUAACUUGGAAACACACACUGUCCUGAGACUUAAAAAUACACUGUCCUGACUUAUGUUAUGUCACAAGAUGAUGAAUUUAUUAUCGUAUUAUAAUUUAUUAAAUAUCUCAAUUUUUCAUUAAUGAUAAUCUGGGUGCCUAUUUUACCUUUUACAUACUAGGACAACCAUAUCUAAAUUAGCCAUAAUCUGUUUUGUGUUUUGUUUUGUUUUGAGUUUUUUAAAUGCUAAACCAUGAUUAUCAAUCUUUUGUUUGCUAUAAGACAUACAAUUUUUUGUAACUAAUGAAUUAAGUUUUUAAAAAUUAUGUAUUGAAGUUUGCUUAUUUUUUGGGUGUUGAACUACAUUUAGGUUAAAAUAGCAUUUGGUGUUUUGCUUUCACUUUUAAUUUUUGGCAAUGCUUGUCUUUAUAUUGUGUUAAUAUUUCAAUCACGGUAGACUCCAUUGCCAUUCUAAGUGGACCAUCAUAAAUGAAGUUGUUUACACUGGUAGUAUAUGUUCCAUCAAAAGUAACACCAGUGAAUGAAAUGAAUGUUUAACGACACCUCAGCGCAAUAAUAUGUCGACUAGAGGAUGUCAAAAAGUAAGACCAAGAUCGGUUGUUUAGUAUUAUAAAAUUAGUGUAUACCACUUGAACCAUGUCAUUUAUUUAGGUGUUUCAUAUUUUGUUUAACUUCUGUUUUACUUUUGUUUCAGUAAUAUUGAUUAUUAUUAAAUAUUAUUUAACUAGGAUACUUUACACUGCAACUUUAUCAGUUUCAUUUUUGUUGACAUACUGUUAAUUAUUUAUAAAUCCAAAGAAUUAAUGUUAUGGCAUAUUGCUUUUGCGUGUUUCAUAGUUAUCAUCAUUAGCAUCUUCACCAUCAUCACCAAAUCCAUAUUGUGGGACGGGGAGGGGAGGGUGGUCACUGAGCUCAUGUGUAAUUUUUUCUGUAUGUCCAAUAUAUUUUCUGCCUUGUGCUAAUUAAAUAGUUAUGUGGAUGGUUAAUAGAGAUGGGCCCAGUUUUAGGAAGUGAUCUUUGUCACUAACUUUUGUAGUAGAACACACUUAGUGAUUUACGGUGAUUUUAGCACUAAGAUUGUUUUGUAAAAGUGAGCCAUGGUCGCUAAAGCAUUAAGCAGGUUUAAUUGUGCAUUUUCUGUGAACACCAAAUUUACUAUUGGCAUUAUUUGCAACAAUAUUAGCAUUUUAAUGUUCAUAACCCAGUCUAUUAUUUGGUGAGUAUGCUCAGUAUCCCAGUAUUUUUCAUUCUCAUCUGUAUAAAAUUCUUGCGAGUGCUUCACAUUGUGGUGAGUUUACUUUGUGUCAAUAACUUACAUUAUACAAUGUAGUUUCAUCACUGUUAGUGUUAUGAUUAAAUAAUGCAUAUGUUUGAUAACAUUCAGUGUUUUUGCUGGUUAAGGUGUUAUUUUUGUUGUUUUGUUUUUUCUCUUCUUUUUUUCUCUUCCUUUUGUUUUAAAGGCAUGUCAAUAUUUUUUGUUGUAUCUUUGUGCAUUUUAUUUACUGUAUGUACAUUGUAUUACAUUUUGUAAGUUGUAUACCCGAAAUGAAACUGAUUUGUAUAGAAAAUGUUAAUUUUAUUUCCCCUUUGCUUAAAACUUGUUUUAGCGGGGUGCAUAUAACUAAGUCAGAUUUCAUGGAUGGCAUGACUAAUACAUAGAAUUCCUAUGUACGCAACGAUUCAAUCAACAUACACAUCAUAGAUACAUCUGAUCCUUGAAAAAAUAAAAAUAAACAGGGGCCUAUUUCACAAAACAUCGUAAGUUUACGUCUGAAACUAGCAGUUAUACCGGCAUACAUUUACAAGUGUUUGGCAUCUAUAUCAUUACAGAAGAUAGAGCAUUUUAAGGCCAAAAAUAAAUGGAAUAUGUGUACUUUUAACUGUAUUUGUUGUACUAUAAUAGUAAUAAAAUUUGUGGUUUAGUCAUAGAUUUACGUUUACGUGGAAAACUAGACUUCCAAUGUUUUGUGAAAUUGGGCCCAGGACUCUACACAUGUUGUUUGGGUGUGUUUAACUACCUUAUUUCAGCACAAAAAUAGUCAUGCUAGUUGUAGUGGCAUACCAUACGUGUAUGAAGCAAAACGAUACUUGGUACACACGAAUUUGUUCUCAUCUUGUCAGACCAAUCUCCUCAGGUGGUAUAAUGGUACUAGCUAGUCUAGCUGAAAUAUUCCUAGUUCCAUUGUUAUAGUAAUUAUUAGUUUUAUUUUUUAAAAUGCUUUUCAAACUUUAUCCCAUUGACCACCUAUAUAUGGUAGCAAGAGGUGCUCAAUUUAUGCCUUUAACAUAUAUUUUGUUCAGAUAUUAUUAUUAGAAAAUAAGGAUGAGCUAUUUUUAUGCAGAUAUCAAUCCAGAAUAUAUUAUAAUUAUGCAGCAUAAAUGUGGCCUCGGUGGUGUAGAAGUUAAGGCAUUGAAUUUAAGGCUAGUAGGUAUUGGGUUCAUACCCUGAUACAUGCACACCUCAGGGGCGGCAUGGUGUAAAAAAUAGUGGUAUGGCUCGUGGUUGCCAGACUCGCCUUUCAAAUGACUUGUAAGGAUAUUUUCACAGAUACAAUAAAUAUAACACACACACACACACACACACACACACACACACACAAAAGUGGUAUGGCCAUGCCCUACCUCUUUGAAAAGUGGUACCGGCCGUACCGUCUGCAUCGCCCUUGCACCUAUAAUGAGUUUUAAUGACUGUUGAGAAGUGUAAGGCAACUACGUUGACGUUGUUCUCACUAACCAUUAGCAAUAUUAACCCACUGUCCUGAACAGGCAUCCUAGAUAGCCUAGGUGUGGUGCCCAGGAGAGUAUGUUUGAAUCUUAAUUAGAUAUAAGCAGAGUGGUUGUUAUGUUUUUAUUUUUUAUUUCAAAAUAAUUAAA